AUGUCAAGCGAUCAACAGGCUCACUCCGACGAACCCCCAGCCGUCAGGUCGCACCCGACCGACGCAACGGAAGAACAUCCCCAACAGGAGGGGGUUCGGGACGAGCGCCCCGCUGCGAUCUCGGAGCGCUAUUGGCGAUUGUUCAGCGACCCGGGUCUAUCGCCACCCAUCGCCAAUCCCAGCGGCCCGUCACCUAUGCCGCCCGAAGCCUUCUACGACCUCACACACCAGGUCCGGGCUCUUACGGGGGUGAUGCAGACCAUCAUCCCACUCGUCUCUCAUCCAACGUCUUCACACUCAGCCCUACCUCCACCAUGGCAACGGUCCGUCGCUCAGACCCCCGCACCGCUUCCCGUGUCCCCCGCUUCGCCUCCGGGAUAA
Molecule: messenger RNA, 381 nt
Organism: Musa acuminata AAA Group (dessert banana)
Lineage: Eukaryota; Viridiplantae; Streptophyta; Magnoliopsida; Zingiberales; Musaceae
Exons: 1
Coding region: 1-381 (126 amino acids)
Source: RefSeq, a predicted model, not a curated record